Molecule: messenger RNA, 2218 nt
Organism: Sitodiplosis mosellana (orange wheat blossom midge)
Lineage: Eukaryota; Metazoa; Arthropoda; Insecta; Diptera; Cecidomyiidae
Exons: 4
Coding region: 122-2104 (660 amino acids)
Source: RefSeq, a predicted model, not a curated record
AAUCAAUAAAUUGUCAACAACAGACAUCUGACAACAGUCGGUCUAACCUCAAUGUUUUCAAGUUUGAAUUGAUAUUACAUUUGAAAUGUUAUUUCUUUAAAUAAAAAAAGGUUUUGCAAAAAUGAUACGAAGUUUAUUACGAGUACACCGACCGUUGGCUCAAUUUUAUUCGGUAAAAAAUAUUUAUCAUCAACACAACAACGAGCGAGAGCAAAUUAUGGGCUACUUUUUAAAUUCGGGUCGUCAUAGAAUGUUCCGUAAAGAGUCAACAAUCAUCUAUCAAUUCGACGAUGAAACACGGAAUCUUACGACAUGGCAGUGUCCACAUUCUCUAAAAAAUGUCGAUUGGAAGCAAUCAACGAAUGACUACAACAAUGACCAAAUGAUAAGCGCAUUUGAAAGUUUCUUGAACUACAGUCUUGACAACGAUUGCCCGUUGAGUGAUACACAAUUCGAUGAAUUCGUUGACAUUUUCUGUGCACGUUUACAAGAAUUUGGAUUGAAUGAGUUGAUUCGAGCAUUGCAAAUAUAUGCCCGAUUUCCAUGGGAUCGUUUACAAUUGAAACAACGCAAUUACAUUGACCUAUUCCAUGCAUUCGAUCAAGCAUGUACGAUCCAAUCCGAAGAUUUACUACCCGACCAAUUGUUAUUUAUAAGCAGCAUUUGGAUGACAAUUCCAAGCUCAAAGAAAACAUGGGUUUCUGCAUUGAUAUCACGUCUUUUGAAUCGAUACAUGAAAAAUAUGAGCGCACCCGAAAUGGCACAAGCGCUGUACUACAUCAAUUGCAUGACCCGACCAAUUGAAGAUAUUCGGGCGUUUGAAAAUUUAUUAGAGACAACCAUCGAUGAUAUGACGCUAGAGGAAUUGUCUACGGUGCUGUGGACAUUUAUCCGUCUUGAGACGAAAAUUGAAAAACAAGAACUACGCGAUAAGCUUUUUAACUAUCUGGAAAAAAAGGAUCUCAGCCAUUUGCCUGAAGGACAGUUAACAAAAAUUUUAAUUUUAACAUCUCGAAUAUUCGAGCCGAGCAUGUCCAAAUCCACGCAAUGGCUGAAUAUUGCGAAAAAUCUGCGAGCAUCACUACAAAAUCGAUCACUGAAAAUGUGUAUAUUAGUGGCAAAUGUUGGCACUCCGAUUCGACUCUUUGACCAUAAAAUUACUUGGCAUGUGUUUGAACGAUGUUUGAAUCAUCCGGAAGAGUUGCGAGAUUUGUCCAUGCCAGAUUUGGAAUAUUUGUCCCGUAUCCUUACCAUGUCCAACCAUGAGAAUGGUGAGUUGGUGAAUAGAGUUGCUACUAUGCUGUUGCAUGAAAUCAUUAACAAUCGGCUGGAUGUUGUUGCGCAGAGAGGAGUUUUUCGCAAUUUUUCGAAUAUCAUUCGCAAUUUGCUUAUGGUUGAUGUCUACGACAUAGAGCUAUUGGACAAUAUUCUUAGCCCGGCUUAUAUUAAGUUUAUUUUUAAAUCCAUGCGGCAAUUGGAUUUGCAAAUAUACGAAAUCGAUGGUUAUUGUCGCAUCAAUUUGAGAGAUAUUUAUAAAGGCAACCUUCUUCCCACGAGCUACGUGCAAAAAUUAUGCUUUUUAAUCAGUUGGGUUCCGGAUAAAGUAAAUCGGUACAAGAAAAAUGACGAAUUUUCAUAUGCCAUCGAAGAUGUGGUGGAAAAACUUUUCACACACUUUCAGUAUGCACACGCUAUCCCUCACCGAAAACAUGCCGAUUUAAUCGUGUGUCUCAACAGAAAUACGCUUGAACCAGUGGAUAUUUCGAGUAAUUUUCCACCAUUGUACAAGUCAAAAAUAAUCAAUGCAGCAUCUUUAACCAAUGACGAUCCAAAUUUGAUGGUAUUCUCGCUAAUUGCCAGCAAUACAAAAGAGUAUUUGACUGAUAAAUAUAACAAAUGCGAAAAUAUCCCUCUUGGCUUUUUGGCACAUAAAAUUACACAGUUAAAAAUUCUUGGUUUUCAUCCGAUCAUUGUUCCAAUUCAUUUGUAUAAAGAAAAAGAUCCGGGAAAGGCGAUCGAAACGUUUAUCAUCAAUAAAGUCAACGAAGAGCUACAGGCAAACGGUGUAAAUCAACAGCUGAAAAUGACAACGGAAAAUCAAUAAAACCCAAUGAAAUUUGAAUUUUCUUUGUACAGUACAAAAGAAAACGGAAAUAUUUUAUUGUAUAAAUGCCUGAAGUAGUAAAAAUAAUACAAUAAAAAAUUCAAUUAAAAGCUA